AUAUAUAUAUAUAUCCCACAGAUGGUAGUGACCCAUAACACAGACUCACACACCUCUCUUGUGUGUCGUUCUGCCUUUUCUCUGGCGUCCCGCUGGUCCUUAAGAACACAGUAGAUAACCAUGUUAUCUGCUAGUCAGUCAGCGCCCCCUCCGGCUGUACCGCCGCUACGCGCCGGAGGGGGCGCACGAGUGUCGGAGGGGGUACGCAACACAACACCCAGACGUGUAAUUUGCGCCACCAAAGUCAAUGGAAACUUUUUGUAGUCACCGGAAACUCUCCUCAGGAGACGUGAUUCGAACCUGCGGCUUGCUGCGGCGUUAUUAAAGCGGCAGGCGGGCUGCGUCAUAACGGGCGUGUUGGAUCAUAUGACGUUGGCCGCCUAUCCGCUCUUAAUGCAGCACUUGGCUUUGGGAAACUGCGAUAGGCCUGCUAUACAUCGAUAUAUCUGAGGGUCUAAUUCGACCUCGGGUCAACAUCUUAUCCUGCACGUGCGUUUGUGUCGGGGUGGGGGUGGGGGGGCUCCAUUGUUUUCGGGGGACACCCCCUCCCGUUGACGGCGAACAAAGAUGCGUCGGGUCGUGCGCUGAUUGGCUGCUGGGGGCCGAUGCCAAGACGUCUGCCACGACAGACGGGGCUCUCCUCGGAUUGUCCGCGACUGGAGGAGGCCGAGCCGAGCCGAGUCGAGCCGAGCCGAGCUGAGCGCGUCCGUUGGACGGGGCCGCUGUCUGUCGGGUCAGCGAGAACAUCUGAAAAGUCAUCGGGAAUCACGGGAGUCGUCGGACGGAAGCGGGCCGCCCCUCUCAUGCUGACUGAGAAUGGAUGACGUGCAAGACGGGGUUCAGAUUGGAGAGAAUAGGUUCAUUAGCAAGGCAACCGUCCUCACACAUCUCAAGACGUACAACCUAUACUAUGAGGGACAGAAUCUGCAGCUAAGGCACAGAGAAGAAGAGGGGGAGUUGAUCGUCGAGGGCUUGCUGAACAUCUCCUGGGGCUUGCGUCGGCCAAUCAGACUUCAGAUGCAAGAUGACCACGAGAGAAUCAGGCCGCCUCCUUCCUCCACAUCCUGGCACUCUGGCUGUGCUCUGGACAGUCAGGGUUUAACCCAUAACACGACAGUACAGCAGCCGACACAGAUGAGCACGCCCACAGUGGAAGUGACAGCACCCUGCAGCCAGCCAGAGGCUAAUGGUGUGCAGGGAAACAAGACGGAAGAGGACGAGGAAAGCUCCGCCCAGCUCCUGCGGACAAAGAGUGACGCCGGGGUUCUGAGGCGUGGCCAGCGACGGUCGGCAAGUGACCAGAGGAAGAUACGAAGACAUCGCUUCUCCAUCAACGGUCACUUCUACAACCAUAAGACAGCAGUAUUCACUCCCGCCUACGGUUCUGUGACCAAUGUUCGGAUCAACAGCUGCAUGACCACGCCUCAGGUGCUACGAGUUCUCCUCAACAAGUUUAAGAUUGAGAAUAGCCCGGAUGACUUUGCCCUCUACCUUGUUCACACCAGCGGAGAGCGUGUAAAGCUGAAACGUAGUGACUAUCCUCUAGUGCUGAGAGUCAUGCAGGGUCCAUGCGAGCAGGUCUGCAGGGUUUUCCUCAUGGAACAAGACCUGGGAGAAGAAGUUACCUAUGAUGUGGCACAGUAUAUCAAGUUUGAGAUGCCUGUCCUGCAGAGUUUCAUCACCAAGCUGAAAGAAGAGGAGGAUCGGGAGGUGCAAAAACUCAGGAGACGGUAUAAUUACCUGAGGUGCAUAAUAGAGAAGCAGCUUCGCUGUCUUCCAGAGGGGACGACUUGUAUGUGAUCUGCUCUUGGAAAGGACCCUACCUACUCUCUGUCCACACGAGCCAUCAAAACCUUGUCACAGCCAUCAUGUGUUCCUCCCACCCGUGAGCAAACUUGAAAUGAAACUGACCAAGAAAAUCACCUGACAAUGAGACAUUUUGCAUGCAUUUCCAGUCAUGAUCUUUUGGCCUCUGACUUUCGGUCUCCAAUUGUAAUCCUCGCCGACUGGUCCAUAUACUUAAUAUAAUCAUUACACGAGUUACCCAGCCCAGCCCAGAUAUCUACCUAACAACAGAAGAUACUGUGAGAGCGUUAGUGUUUUUUUGUUUUUUUUUUGUUUUUUUUGCAAAUUAGCCACACUGAUUUCAGCAAUAAUUUUUACCAUGAACACCGAUGGUAACACAAAUCUUCUGGCACUUUUCAGCCAAACUCAUGAUCUUACCCCAAACUACUGAAGCACAGUCUCUCUUUCCUCUCUCUCCUCUUCUUCCCUUUCUCUCUCUUCUCGCUCUCACACCUCUCUUCUAGCUCUUUCUUUCUUUACACACACACACACACACACACACACACACACACACACAUGCUAAUUCACUCUCCCAUCCUAGUCUUUACCAGGCUGGUGCACAUUGACUUAAAAAACCACUGUCUAAAUUGUAAUGGCCCGUCUGUCAUGUUGACUGUGAGCUGACGCUCUGCUCUAUAAAGCACAAACUGUUAUG
Molecule: messenger RNA, 2500 nt
Organism: Lampris incognitus (smalleye Pacific opah)
Lineage: Eukaryota; Metazoa; Chordata; Actinopteri; Lampriformes; Lampridae
Gene: rassf2b
Product: Ras association domain family member 2b
Exons: 10
Coding region: 817-1800 (327 amino acids)
Biological process (GO): signal transduction; regulation of non-canonical NF-kappaB signal transduction; positive regulation of protein kinase activity
Cellular component (GO): nucleus; cytoplasm
Source: RefSeq, a predicted model, not a curated record